GCUCGUCGUAUUUGGUAAAUAAGGUUUGACCUCGUGGUGGGGAGAGAGAGAGUCAAACUGGAUUAAACGCUGCUGGCAGGAGCAGCAGCAGGAGGAGGAGGAAGAGGAGGGCGACCGAAAAACAACCUGGUCUCCCGUGGCUAGAUAACAGCCCCCCUUUCUUUUCCCCUUUUGCACAUGCAGUUAUACCUCAUAUAAAAAACAGAUUUGGACUCGUCCUUCCCGUUGACCUCGUCUUCUUGCAGAGUUUGCAGAGACACGCGGGGAAGCUGCGCGACAGCUGCGGGUGAGUGUCUGAAAUCGCUAUUACCGCAGAUUAGCAUGCAUUGGCUAAUAAAUAUUCACGGCAAAGUGGGAUUUUCUACCUUUGCUGCUAUUUUAAUCCCCCUUUCUGUGUCGCUUCGACCUCCAAACGCUUCAAUCCUCUGCAGCGCGUGCUGACGUGCCCGACGUCCAUUUCUGCUCCACGGCAAACUUUACCAACGGAGUGGGACUUCCCUCCUCCAAAAACACGGAAAACGACAGAUAGCACGGUUAUUAAGUGAGUUAUAUGCGUGUAAAACAGCUGUUAUGUUAGUUGAGACAGUUAUCAGUUAGCUAUUAACGUGGCACGCGUUUGUUAUUGUACAGGCUCGUGGCUUCACGCCCACGAGGAAGUUCAUAGGCUGAACGCGGCCAUAACAUAUCCAGGAUUUAUGAUGCAUAACUUUAAUAUUUUGUGGUCUAUAGAUGUUAUAAAAGCGUAUACACAGAAUAUAACGUGACCACGAAGGAAUUAUUACGUUUAAACUGUAUACGCUGAAGUUUUACUACAACUAGAGACAAAACUUAACAAGUCUGUGGCAGGAAAAAGAGUAUAUUUACCAUUUUUUACCCUCAUAUUUUGAUAGUUUGGGGUAAAUACAUUCAAGAAAGGCAAUUUGACUUGACCUGCUCCUUUUAAAUAAGCAUUAAAAAUGAAUAAUAAGUUAAACAAAUAAAUAAAUAAGCAUUCUCUUAUUGCUAAUGUUCAUUUUAAUCAAAGUUCUAAACGUUUCUGUAAUGUUAUUUUAAUAAUUAAUUUUCUUAGUCUUUUUCUUAAUUCCUGUCACAGAGGUUUUUUCUUCUUUUACCCCUUUUUAUAAGGUAAAGAGCUCUUGUCAGUUCAUUUAAUACUAUUUUCUUGUUUUAGUUUUUUAUCAUUUUUAUUUUUAUCUCCAGUGUUUCCCAAAGGUAGCUCUCUCCUCACGUAAUGUCUCAGUGUUAGGCCAUGUCUCUUUAACAAUAUAUCUUAAAUUCUCAGUUUCUGUGUGUGUAUGUGUGGGUGAGUGAGGGUGGGUGUGUGUCUGUGUGUGUGGGGGUCCAUGGGUGGAUGUGUGGGUGGGAGGGUCGGGUUUUAUUGUUGUUUAACUGUCGUUUUUAGCCACUGUGAAGCACUUUGAACGACAUGUUUUUGUCUGAAAAGUCUGCUUUGAUUGCACAUUGACCUGCAUCUGAUUCAGAUCAGAAUAGAUCAGAUUAGAUAUAACUUUAUUGAUCCUUUUGGGAAGGAAAUCUCAAGGAAGUUACAGUGUGUGAAUCAAGUACGACAUCGUAUAUCUAAGCCUGUUUACAUCUGUUAUCACAAGUACAGUACGUUUCAUGGCAUGUGUGUAAUAAGAUAUUUUGUAGCAUUUGCUGCAAAAGAAAGUCUGUUUGAGGUCUUUUCAUAAAUGUGUUUAUCAGAAACUGUUCUUUUCUCCAUUAACUACAGACAGAUUUGUUUGACAUAUGUGUUUCAGGCUGAACUUUGGUUGUGAUUGAAUAUUUAAAGUCACAGACUUCUUGUUGAAUAGGUUGUUCAGUGUGUUAGAAAAGCACAGAUCUUUCAGUAAACUUUGUUCUUUUUUCGCUUUUCUACAUUUGCCCCUAAACUACAAAUCUGAUACUGACAACAACUGUUAACAUUACUGUAUAAAAAAGGACAAUUAAGGUAAUUUUUACAUCGUAUUUUUAAUAGCUCUUGAAAAUUUAUAGGGAAUUCUAAAGUGCCAGCAGUAUAAUUCACUACAGUAGAUUACUGUAUCUCUACAGUAAUCUCAAUUCUCUUUCCUUUUAAUGAAAAAUGACAUACUCUUUCAUUUUAAAACUUUUUUUUUUGUUUGUUUACUUAGUACCUAUUUUGGUUUGAAAAUUCACCACAUUAACCCAACAGACUUUCUCCGUCUUGUAGGAAACAUGGUUUUGAGCACGUUUCCCUUGUUAAAGGUGAUGACGCUGCUCCUUACACUUUGUUGAAUCACCACUGCUUGGAAAUGGGAGAAAAAAAAUCUGAGUUUUUCCUCUAGAUCAGCAGCAGUCACAGAGAACCGAACGGUAUUCAGCUGUAGACAUGUGCCCAUGCUUGCAGUGCCAGGCUAUUUUAAUACUAGUGAGUCAACAGCUUAGGGAUGGACAGUAGUAGAGUUUGGUAACAACUGAGGUUUGGUGUACUGUACCGACCAUACAGUCAGUGUGCUUUCAAAAAUGUCUCACGGUGACCUUGUAUAUCCGCUGUGCAGCAAAAGUGACCUUUAACUUCUUUUGUAUUUUCGUUUUAGCCUGUAUAAAUAGUCCUCAUAGCUGAGGUGUUGUCACUGAUGCGGAGAGGGAACAAAGUGUGUUUUCACCUCCUCCUUACCACGCCCACACUGGCACAUGGGAAGUUGCACAAGCGGUCGUUGUGUAGUAAACACUAACCUCUUCCCAGUAGUUUCAGAUUGUGCAAGAUAGAUUAGAUUAAAAAUGAAAACAAAAUGCUUUUUAAGUUUGUUUUUACAGACACAGCAUGGGGUUUUAAAACCUCGUAACUUGCAUCAAUAUUAGGAUUUGUGCUUUAGUUACCCAGCCCACUAGAGGAUCUUGCAUGAUCUUGCCGCUUUACUGAGCUGACUCAGCAUUAAGAUAAUUGUUUUAAGGAUAACCUCUCAUUAAUCUUCAAUUAUGUUUUAUUGAUAUAUGAUAAAUAUAUUUUGCGGCAACUUCAGGUUUUAUUGAGAUGGACACAAAAAGCCAAAGCAAGUGUAUUCAGCACUCAGAACAGGUUUAUAUGCAACACUAGGAAAUGAAGACAGAAAUAACACCGCAUCAUAAAAAGAUAACAUCUGUAGCAGCCACAAUGUUGUGCAAGAAAUGAAUAUAGUAUAGCCUCAAUCCAGUUAUAAUACGAUUUGAUUUCUCUCGGUCGUCCUCAGACAAGCCUUCCAUCGUUGCUUCCAGUCAUCCUGAUUCUCCAUACAUCUCGCCAGUUCUUUGGUACUCUGAGCUCCUGCGUCCUUCUUGAGUAUGUCCACGUAUGAUAGUGUAGGACGUCCUCUUAACCGAUGCCCAUGUGUUGGUUCCCACGGCACCAAUUUGCUGGCUGGCAGUUCCUGAUGCCUUUGGCAGUGUCCCGCUAGUCUCAUUCUCCUUACAGCAAUCUUCUCGCUCACCCUUGGUAUUCCCUCGUACAGUGUUCUGUCAGUUAAAUGUGCGUUCUUGCUGAUGUUAAGCACUGCACGCAACAUCCUGGUGUAGCACACAUCUAGGGAUUACUCCAGGGUUGGCUUCAGGGUCCAGCAUUCACUGCCAUAGAGGAGAACGGACUCUACUGUCGCGUAGAAGAAGCAGAGUUUGAUUUGGCGUGGGAGGUUGGAGUUCCAUACACCGGUCAUGCCAUUCAGGGCUCUCCAUGCAAGUGCCUUCCUUACUUUCAGAUCUCACUUAUAGAUAUUUGAAGUCCUCGACUUUGGAUUUAGCUUCCAAAAAAGUGAAUGAUUUAAUAGAACUGGGAGUUAUUUCAGGAUAUGUGAUGCAUAAAAACGGAAUGUUGCCGGGACUUUAAUACGACUCGAUAGUUCAUGACAGAGCAGAUCAGAAAAGUGUUUUUUUUUUUGUUUAUAUCAUUCAGUGUUGAGUAAACCAACAGUAUUUCAGUGCGAUGUGUGAAACAGGAACAAAGUAGUUCCUCUCUGUCCAAUGGGAUUCAAAUCACUUAACAAGUGAGUCAGAAUUUACCACCCAGCUCUCCAACAUGUUGUCAUCAGCUGUCUCCGAUGUGCUGAAAACCGACACCACGAUAACAGAAAUAUUUCCACUGUGCUUUUCAAGCUUAAUGGCCUUCAGGACCGCAGUUAUGAGCUAGUACUUGCUUGGCAUUAUUUUGUGUGUGUGAUGAUAAUUGCAGUUUCAAGGACAUGUGGGAAAAAGCUCUUCUGCAGGAAAUUGAGGCUGCAGGAGGUUACAGUAGACCCAUAUUUAUUCCCAUGAGCUUAUAACAUAUGUUGAUGUAUAAGGAGUGAACAUUGUCUCUGGUUUUAUAUGAUCAAGCAUCUCGGAUCAAGUGUGGGAACAUAAGGAAGUCGCCUUUCCCACUACGAUUAACAGUGGACAACUGUACGGUCUCUUAGGAGAAUUUCUUUUACUUUUAUCAUUAUUGUUUUUAUUAUUUUUACGUCGGCAGGGUCUCUCCAUGUUAUGUUUGUUAUUGUAGGAGACCGUAGCAUUGAAACUCACAUGCCUCUGUUGUACAGUCACACUCGACCCCACAGCAGUGUCAUAUUUCUCUCCUUUUGAAGUGGCUUUUUUCGAGCCAAAGCGAAGGCAUUGUUGGAAAUGUCGACUCAACCUAACUUUGAGUCAGCCUAAAGGUGAUUGACUGUAAUUUCUGGAAAGCGGCUGUUGCACCACCUACUUGUCAGUCGAAUGAGACGUGCUUUUAGCUAUGCAAAUCUAUGCAAAACCUUACGGUGAUCAAAAUAAUAUUGUGUCUGUCAAACCAAAACUGUUUUGUAAAAAAGUCUAAUUCUGCCAUAAAAAUAGAUGUUUAAAUGGAUCUUGAUCUGGAUUGGAUUUUGAUGUGGAUCGGCUCAUGAGUCUUUUAGUGUUGCAGUAUUUAGUAGGGGAGACCAGGGCUUGUUGCCACACUUUUUAAACUCAUGUAUAUUUUGUGGAAUCAAAACAUCAUAUAUAAUAAACAAAAUGUGUACCAGAUAAAAGACCAAAGUCUCAGGUAUAUAUUUCAUGUUCAUGUCAUUUUCAUAUCUUGUGUCAGUGCAGAGUUAUAAGCAAUCAAAUAGAGAGUGUGAACAUGUGACGUGUUGCCCAAUCAUCGGGUAAGUUGUCUCACUAUAUGGGGUUACAUGUCAAAGUGGAUUUUGCAGCUUAUAAAACAAGGACAAAAUUAUUGUUGUUCCCCAUUUUUCCCCAUGAAAGUGAACAUCAGAGUCAGGCACAGAAAAUGUUAAUUAUUGAGCUCAAAAAGUCAUUGAACAAACGUUAACGUAAAAUGUUAUGCAACAUGCUCUGGAGUUUGGAGGGCUGUCUGACCCUGGAUUUCGGCUGGGGUGAAUGUUUUGCUGUACCGAGCCAAAGUAUGGUCGUUGACAUUAAAGUCCUUUCUUGUAAUCCAGAUUGAUUUAUUGGCUAGGGUCACCGGCCUGACUGCCCUCAACAUCACGUCAGGCUCUACACUACCAUGUUCUGUUUCCCUUUGUAAUUCCUGACCAUAUCUUCUUGCUUUCUCCUCUCUUUCUGUAAAAGUAAAGCCAAAAUUUCUGUAUGACAACUGCUUAUGAGCUGACUUUCUAUGUCUCAAAUGACCCCAAAAUGACUGAGACAUGUUGCCCCAAACUACCAUGUUUGCUAAUUCUAGCUCUAGCUUAAAGUUAGCUUAAAACAGAACAAUGACUGAGGUAUGACAGGAUGUCUUAACCUCUCCUCUAACAAGUCUGCAUGUAUCACUGCUAGGAAGAAGCUUAUUUUAAGAUAUAUACAAUUAAAUUUUUUACUUUGGGUUGUGCGAAAUGGUUAAUUGGCGCUCAUCUCAGCUCACAAUGUGCUCCUCUCAGACAGGACAUGAUCCCUGACUAAAGGAAGAAAACUAGUAUUCCAAUUUUUAGUUGCGCCCUCUGGUGGCAAAGAUAAUUGCAACGUGACAACUUACCCGCGUGACAACAAGCCCUGGGGUCCGUUUCACGUAGGUGGUUCAACAAACUCUGAGUUAAAUCCUUAACUCUGAGUUGAUCUACUCUGAGUUCGGAAACUCUGAGUUUCCGGUUUCACAACACCUGAUUCGAGACGGUUUUAACAACUCCGAGUAGUUUGACCUGGAGUUAAGCACGUGCACGCCAGACAUAAACAGCCAGCAUCUGUGGAGCGCAGAUUCAAUGAUCAACCAAUGGAAACAGGGAGAAGGAGGGGGCAGCAGCAAGCCAACAGCGAAUGACAGCACGUUUUUAAAAGAAAGUGCAAUACAGCAGCAGCUGCAAAGGAGAGGGAGAGGGCUUGGGAGGAAAUCGCUGCUCGCGUCAAUGCGUAACUUUAAAUCUAGUCUCGUGCAAACACAAUGACAGACUGUUGCAGGGAAACUGCUUGAAUCAUUUUGAUCAUGUUUUACAUUGUCAAGUAAGUAUUAAGUGGCAGUUUGAUCCCUUAGAAAAUGCUCUUUUCACACUCAAAAAUGAAUUUUACUCUCUUAUGAUGUUCCGUUAAAUGAUUAGGAAUAUUAAACUAACUCUCGGGGGGGGGGGGGGGGGGGGGAUUUGCGAUCGGACCGGCCGCGAUCGUCGAACGGGGGUGGGGUGGGGGGCAGCUCCUCUGCCUCCGUUAAAGGUGGGGCUGCUGGACCACCACCCGUUUUUGUGUUAGUUUAAUAUUCCUAAUCAUUUAACGGAACAUAAUAAGAGAGUAAAAUUCAGUUUUGAGUGUGAAAAGAGCAUUUUUUAAGGGAUCAAACUGUCACUUAAUACUUAGUUGACAAUGUAAAACAUGAUCGAAAUGAGAAAAUGCCGAUGUCUCACCUGAAACUCUGGGUUUACUGAGUUAAACCUGCUCCCGAGCAGGUUAGGUUCACGGAGUCUGUUACUGUGGUAACUGACCGCGAGGUUGAGUUACCUCUCUUUGUGAAACAGGUUAGAGUUACCCCUCUCUCCCUGGUUUAACUAACCCUCCUUUGUGAAACGGAAAACUCAGAGUUUCCCUGAUUUCAGGGUUAACAAACUCGGAGUUUCCACUAAACCUGCUACGUGAAACGGACCCCUGGUCUCCCCUACAACAAACAUGACUCUCAAGCAAUUCACCUGAUAAUCAACACUUCUAAAAUAAGCUACAUUAAAACACACAGGCAGUUUUUUUCAGCAAAGUAGCACUCUGUGUGUCUCUCAGGACUAUUUUUUUGUGAUUUGUUUUUGCUUUUGGUCCCUUCUGUUUGAGAGAAUCAGUGUUAAGUCACUCAGAUGUACAGAGAAAGUGUGAGACACAACAAAACGAGAAAGUAAUCUACAAAUCCCUGCUUGGGACGUUUCUUUAAAAUGUCUCACGAGUCUCACUGUUAAUCCUUUGUGUCACAAAACACAGCAACCUCUGUCUUCAGCCUGCUGUGUUAAAUACACAGAGUGGCCCUAAAGGAGGACGAGUGGCCCACUUACUGACUCACUCAGCAGCAGCCGGACACACAAACCCUCACAUCGUCCUCCCUCUCUUUCAGGAGCAGCUUUUUCCAUUGGCCCAAAUCCCAGCUGAGCCGUGUCGAAGCACGUCGUCACACCCACAAAAGCGGCACCUGUAUAACACACUGACACACUCAGUGAGGCUGCAGCCUGUAACACACAGGAAUGCAGUCGGUGCUCAGAUAAGAAAAAGAGUGAUGAAAGAAGUGUUUGGACUAGAUUUUUUUAGGUGUCACAUCAGGUGAAAGUCGUGGUGUGAAGCGACGUAAACCUCACUUGUACAUUUGACACUUUGAAACGAUAUUUUAAGAUCCGGUUCAUUAUCACAAAUGCAUGUCUUCACAGCCCUCCCCUUUUGUGCGGGAGUGUGUUGGUGAGUGUGGCGCUAACUCAGGAAUAGCGGGUCACGAGUAUUUUUAGACAAAGUAUUAAAGUCAUCCCAAGAUGCGACAGCUGUGUGAGGUUGUGUGUGUGUGUGUGUGUGUGUGUGUGUGUGUGUGUGUGUGUGUGUGUGUGUGUGUGUGUGUGUGUGUGUGUGUGUUCCUCGUCAGCAGCAGAGUGUGUGUUUACGAUAGAUCUAGUGUCACUUUCUAUUUGAGUCCAUGUGUACGUCUUUGUUCCUGUCAUUUUCACUUACAGGUUCCUGUCACACAGUCUGUGUUUAGUGCUUUUAAAUCUUGUUCAUACCUUCUUCUCUCUGCAGUCAGUCAUGGCGGGCGACAUGAUGUUACUGAUGCGAGGCUUGGCUAAGCUGAGCCAGGCGAUUGUAGAGACUCAGGGCAGCACCCUACGCAGUGGGACAGGUAAGUCCAGCACACCUUCAAAUGUGAGGAAGAAACUGAUAAUUUUGUUGUAUGAUCUGUAUCAGGAGAUUAAAAGAGUAUCUUUUAAAAUCCCAGGAGUCCCAGGCGUCGGUGCCGCAGUCCAGGGUGUCCAAGCAGCCGCCGAACAAGGCCUCUCUGCCGCCAUGAUAAAAAUGCAGGUGCGUAUGUUGAAAUCAGGAGCACGGAGUGGCUUAAUUUAAAGAUCUUAAGAGAGUAAUCUGUGUUAUCUGGUAGUUUUCUUAAAGUCAUGGUAUAUUUGUGUCUAUAUAGGAGCUGUCUGGCCAGCAGCAGACCUCCUCCUCCUCCUCAGCUGAGUCAGAGUUCGAUUUUCCUCAGGAUGAAAGUGAAUUUGCAGCGACUGAGUUUAAGGAAGAAGGUGUGGACUUCACAGCGGAUCCAACAAAAGGUAGUGAGGACGCUGGAGUCCAUCACGAGGCGAGCCACGUCAACGGGAAGAAGUCGUUGUUUGAAGGAUACAAAGAUCCCAGUAAGCAGUUCAGUGGACCCAUCAGAUCGUACCACCACGACGCCAGGUAUGAAAAGUCUCCUACAGAAGCUUUAGCCUCAUUUUCAAACGGCAGACAUCUCAUUGCUCAUUGUCAUCCAUACAGGCGUUUAUGGGGGCAGCUAUACAGCCAUCACCAGGUCAGCCAGAUCAGGCGCUACCAUCAGGACCCGUCCACGGUCGGGGGCCUGACAGCUGAGGACAUUGAAAAAGCGAGACAGACCAAGAGAGAUGAGAUCAAACCACACAAACAGAUGGUAACACCUGUUACUCCACUGUUAUACUGUUAUAUAAACACUGAAAUUUUCCCCAAAUACUAAAGAGAGCUGUCUUUCUUCUUCAGCUGAGUGAGAGAGCCAGAGAGAGGAAAGUGCCGGUAACUCGACUCGGCAGACUCGCCAACUUUGGAGGUAUGAUGAUCUGAGUCUUUUUGAAUCUGUGUACCUAGAUGAUUCUGUAUUUUUCUAUCUAUUUCAGUCUGAACAACCAGAGAAACCCCCCCCAAAAAAACAGAAAAUACAAUCGUAGCUAGCAAAAAAAACAAAACAGAAAAUACGAUCUUAGCCUGAAAAAAAAAGAAAAUAUUAUCUAAGUCAGAAAAAAACAAAAUACGAUUUUAGCCAGAAAAAAAAAACAUAAAAUACGAACAAGCAAACAAAAAAAAAAAAAACAGAAAGUAAGAUCGUAGCCAGCAAAUAAAAAAAUUGAAAAUAUGAUCUUAGCCAGCAAAAAUUGAAAAAAACAGAAAAUACAAUCUUAGUCAGAAAAAAAAACAAAGUACGAUUUUAGCCAGCAAAAAAAAAAAAAAAAGAAAAUACAAUCUUAGCCAACAAAAAUAAAGGAAAAUACAAUCUUAGCCAGCAAAAAAAAAAACAACAUAAAAUACGAUCGUAGCCAACCCAAAAAAAAUAGAAAGUACGAUUGUAGCCGGAAAAAAAAAUAAAAAAUAUGAAAAACAAUCUUAGCCAGGAAAAAAAAAAGAAAAUAUUAUCUUAGCCAGCAAAUUAAAAAAAUAAAAUAGAAAAUACGACCUUAGCCAGAAAAAAAAAAUGGUCUUAGCCAGCAAAAUAAAUUAACAAAUUUAUUAAAUAAAAGAAGAAAAUAUGAUCUUAGCCUCAUUCUUGUGCUGUAUAUAAAAGUAAAAAUAAUAAUGUCUCCACUAAUGUGUCCACUUGUUGAUUCGUUAGCCAUGAAAAGUUGCAAAGUUGUUAAAAAUUUGUCGCAAAAUUGAGCCACCAGAGUCUCUGAGAAAUAAUCCUUACCUUCUAAUCCUAAAUCUAAAUCUAACCUACUACCCUUUCUGUAAUCUGGGGUCACGGGGUCCAGAGCAGUUGGUGUUGUUGUAUCAGUGUGUGACCUUCUCAGAGUCUUUGUAGCACUGGAACAACACCUCUGAAUACUUGUAGAGUAUAUAUGACCUUAAAACCAGGCUGAACCCAAAUGAAAAUCACCUUAUUAUUACUUACAGAAAUAAUUAAUAAUUAACGUACGCAGAUAAAGUCCAAAUUGAUAGAUUUCAUACCCUGGAUCGCAUGGUUAAUGUUUUCUUGUUUAAAAACCGACCAGUACUGAGUAAUGUUUUUAUUAUGACCAUAAUAUUGUGACCCAAUUCAGAAAACAAACUCACAUCAACAAGCCUCAAAUGACAGAUAAGAGCCUGUAAAUCAGCCGCUUGUCAAUCUUCUCCAGUCAGACGAAGGAUGAGUGAACAGGUGGCUGAAAGUUAGACCGAAAAGCUUCAAGCGCAGAGCGACGGCAAACGUGAACUGUGUACAACAUACGAACUGGAUUUAAAAUAGAACAAGGAGACGCACAACAAGGCAGAGUGGAGUUGAUUCAGCAUGUUGACAGUGGUAACAUUUAGAAGGUGUCGUGGACAGGAGUAGGGGUGGGGGUGGAGGAAUGUGGCCUCGAACUGUCCUUUACUCUCCUAUUACAACACGGCAAAGUGACAGGAAGACUUUCAGAGUGGUGUUUUUACAAUCACGUGUCAUUAUAAUGGUCAUAUAGACCGAUUGUGGUGCAUCCUCUGAUUCAUUUGAGAACUUGGAGUCUCAGCCUGAUGUUUCCUAACGUGGACUCAGCGACUUCUCUAAAAAAUGACCACUGAAAGGAGCCGCAGUAGAGCCGCAAACGCCCAGGGAUUACACAAGAAAACAGUCGGGGUGAAAAGACUUGAAAAAACAAAAUAAUGUAAAUAUUGUGAAGACUUUAAGAUAAUCAGUGCACAACUCCAGGUGGAAGAAGAGGCUGCAGGUUGUCUCGAGUUUAGAUUAGAAACAAGCUGCAAAUACAUCCAGAGUUUCAUAAAUCUUUCCCCUGGCAACAGUGACUAUGGCAACACCCACUCGCCAAUACAAUGCAUAUUAUUACUUUGGAGAAUUGUGGUGAUUGUUAUGAGGAAAAUGAUUGUAAACGUGUGUUUUUGUCGCUCUAAGUGGCAGAUUAAGUAGCAGGAAAGCAGCCCACAGCACCCGGUCAGUAAACAAGCGUCUAUCUUCGGUGGUUGAUGGACACGUGUGCUUGUCCUGGAAAAGAAUGUGUCACUCAAACACCGAAGGAAACGCUGAUCCCCGUUUGGCUGGGAGUCACACAUGUCGGGGUUACACAGAUAUAGAGUGGCGUGAUGCUGGCUCAUGUUUUUGAGCCUUGUAAAGCAGUCAAAGAUGAAAACGGCGAGAUGACACAGAACAUAAUAAGGGAAAGAUGAGAGAAAGCUAACCCGGGUUAUACGAGGCUACAUGUGCAGUUCACAGCUCAACACCACAUUUCUCAGGAGGUGCUUAGCGGAUCCUCUCUACCUCUGGUCCAACUUUUCUCCCACAAUAGACAUGAUGACACGCUUCUGGUGGAUAAUGAAACACUCGAACACUGCACAUGGACCAGACACUGAAAGCAGACUCUGUUCUGAUCUGUGCAUCCAUGGUCGGGUCUCAGAUUUGUCGCUUCAGAGACCGCUGACUGGGUGGUUAUGUAAUGCUGAGUUAUGUAAGGCAGAGACGGGGCUUGGAGGAACCCGCUUCAAAAAUAGUCUCUGACUGACUCGUGCAGGCUCACGUUAUCUAUUCAUCAUCUUACAGAAAGAUUAUUUAUAUGAUUUCCAUAUCCUCUCUAGGGCGGCAAACGUGCAGCUUGGUGAGCUCUGUCUGCAUAUUUCUGUGGUCAUGAAAUAGUAAACCUGCUCGUUCUUCGUUUCUGUGAGUUCUGCCUGUAUGUUGAGUCAUAUAUUAUUUAGAAAACUUCAUAUAGUCGGUUUAUUUAUAGUCCGGACAGAAUCAGGGGAAAUGCCCUCACAGCGUUAUGGAUUUUGGAUGUAAAGAAAACAAGUUAUUUCUUAAUUUCCUAAAUCAUAGAUGAACUCGGCGGCACAGAGGUGAAGUGGUUAGCACAGCAAGAAGGGUUCAAAUCCGGGUCAGGGCGUUUCUGUGCAGAGUUUGCAUGUUCUCCCUGUGUCUGCGUGGGUUUACUCCGGGGACUCCUGUUUCCUCUCACAUCCCAAAAACAUGCAGAAGUGAUGUUAGGUUAAUUGGCCACUUUCCAAUUGCCCGAUGUGAGCGUGGAUGGUUGUUCGUCUCUAUAUGUCAGCCCUGUGAUGAACUGGCGACUUGUCCAGGGCGUCCUCUGCCUUCGCCCGAAGAUGAUGGGAUAGGCUCCAGCCCCCCCCGCGACCCAGUGAACGGGAAUUAGCGGUAGAAAAUGGCUGGAUGGAUAGAUAAACUCACAGCUUAAAUAAUCUCCUCGCUUCCGUAAACGAUCUCUUUCAGCAAACCAUCAGCUAUUGAUCAGAAGUUGGAUUGAUGAAACAUCUCAGACUGAGCCCUUAACUUCCUGAUAGCACUGUAAUCAAGUCCAAGUGGGUUAACUAUAACAUCUUACCUACUUUUCCAAGUGCAUCUUGGAGCAUGAAGAUGCCUGUUAAAGGCUGAGAAAGCUCUGACAGUGAGUGAACAUAUACGGGUGAACACAUGGGGCCAGCACUGAUUUGAAAACUGAAUAAAAGAACAAUUAAACAGUCUCUUAGUCUCAGUCCUCCUCCUCUUGCUUCCUACAGUCUAAGUUGAAUCCUUAAAACAGCGAUUUGAGUCAGACUGGACUACUAUAAAAUGGGUGUUUCUAACAAACUACUUUAUGAUCCGUAUUUAAUAAUAAAUAAUAAUAAUAAUAAUAAUGCAUCUGAUAUAAUAGCGCUUUAUCAGAGACCCUCAAAGCGUUGGAUCAACCAUUCAUUCGCUCACACAGUCACAACCUUGUGGUGGUAAACUACCUUAGUAGUCACAGCUACCCUGCCAGUUUGCACUUACGGCCUCUCUGACCACCACCACACAACACUCACAAUCAUACACCAGUGGAGGACACACACACUGGGAGCAACAUGGGUUAAGCAUCUUGCCCAAGGACACAACAGACAGACUAGAGAUAGAGGGGAAUUGAACCACCAACCUUCCAGUUAUUGGACGACCGCUCUACCUCCUGCCUCCAAAUUUGUGUAUUUGUGUUUCAAGUCCACAGUAGUAAUAUUAUGUGUGUCUGUUCGUUUUCACCAGGUCUGGCUGUUGGACUGAGUAUCGGAGCUCUUGCUGAAGUUGCCAAAAAGACCAUCAGACACAAUGGUGUGGAAGGUAUUGCAUGCUAACAACUAAUGAAUGAACUUUUGGGGAAAAAUAGAGACAGAGCUGCUUGUAGACAUGGCUUUAAUAACUCCUCUAUGAGAGUUUGCGCCUGUGAUGGUAGGUGGGUCUGUUCUUAUUUACCUUUGGCUCAUGAUAGGAUCAUUCAGCGAUUUUGCAACUGUGUUCCUUCCUGACAGCACAUGUCAGUGCCCAUCCUUCACACAUGUUUCUACAUGCUACACGCUUUCUGUUUGACAACAGAGCGCAAUUAAGCCGCCUCCCUUCCCUAAUAAACAGACAUUCCUGCUCCGCACAGCCAGCCAGUUAAUCUCUAAACGGCGCUAAUCUGAAACACAUACGGCUGUCAAUCUGCAGCGAUUGUGCCUCUGUGUGUCUGCGGCUGUUUAUGUGCGCGACUUAAUCCCAGCAGUGACACUCUUGACACACUCGUAAGUGCGUGUGGGCGGAGUAAAUCUCUAUUAAGGCCUCUGACGACUGCUUUGGUCACACUGAAACCCACUACCUGAUGACCUACUGACACAAAUACAUGCGGACACACAUGUCUGCUGACGUAUACGCACAAACAUAUGCAGUAUGUUGUCGUCAAAGCGCUUAAAGUAAUGAUCAUCAGUGCCAACAACUUCAUCGCAAGGUCGCAAGGACAAUAAAGACAAAGUUUGUGACGAGAGCCGUUUUUUAGUUUGUUUGUUUUGUGUCCCUGCAGGUGAAAAUAAGAAAGGUGUUCUGGACUCCAGCCCCUUCCUGUCAGAGGCCAACGCUGAGCGCAUCGUCAGGACUCUGUGUAAAGUCAGAGGAGCUGCGUUGAAACUGGGACAGAUGCUCAGUAUUCAAGGUGCGUGAGACCGAGAAACACAUAAACACAGAGGAGAUAGAGAUGAGAGAGAGGAAGAGACGGAACAAAAAGAGAAACACUGAGUCUGUCGACAAUAUCCUGAUGUGAUGGUAAAAAAAUAUAAUUCCGCUUCAUCUGGGUUAAAGAAACUCAGUUGUUGAGUCUAAAUCUUGCAUAAGAGCCCAACUCUUCCAUGUCCGUCCGCCUGCAGCACACAGAUCAGCUGUGUGGGUCUGUGAUGUGAAAGUCAACAUGACUUUUGCUCAGUACACUGAGGUUUUGUAAUUUCUUAAAUUGGUGCGUCCAGCAAGCCGAGCUUCUCUACAAAAGGACUGAACUGACCAGACUUAAAGGAGCAUGAACCCCAACAAACUUACAUAAAAACAAAGCAAACAGUCCCUCUAAAGAUCAGCUCAAUGAUUGAUUAUUGUCGCCAAAAAAAUGACACUUCUCAUCUGUCAGAAAGAGCUCAACUGUAAAAGCCGACAGCUGAAAACAUCCUGGCUUAGAGCUCGCGUAGCCAGCUCUGAUAACAGAGAUAAACAGCGAGUUAAUUUUGUUGAUCUCUGAUGUACCCGCUGUCUGACCUGAGCCAGUAACCUUUGUCUGUUGGCAUUCACAGAGUAACUGUAGAGCAUGCCAGGGUAAACUUUACACAACCAGCACAGUGGGGAUGUAAUAAGUUACAACAACAAGAGGAAGAAGAGAGAGACCGGGUGGACUUCACGUUCAUGCACCAUGGCUAUUUGUGAACUGGCACAGGGUUACUUACGACUAUCUGCGGCGGUGACAGGCCGGCCCGUAAAUCAUGAAGCAAAAGGUCAAAAUAGUUUUCUAUAGCUGGACUCUCGCACACAAAUGUUUUCCAUAAAGGGUAAGGUUUAAAGUCUUAGUUGACUGGAGGUAACCGAGGCUGUUGAAACAGAAGCGGAGUACAGUAUAUCUGGAGGUUGAUAACAACUGCUGUGUCCCCUUCCAGCAGCUGACAUUUAGCUGUCGGGGCGUGAAUGUAUACGUGCCGAGAUGAUUGUGCUUCCAACCAUUGUUACCUUUAGCAUCAAUCAGAAAUAGUUCUAACCUUGAGGGGUCUGAAACGAUUUUGAAAAGUAGAUAGUUCUGUUUUAUAACAGUUGGUGGAUCCGUUUCCUUUAAUAACAUUUAAAUUAAACUUUAAAUUGUGAGUAGGUGUGGAGUGCAGUAAAUGCUAAUGUAUUCCUGGAAGUGAGCCAGCUCCAGUGAAGUUGUAGAGCCAGAUAUGGUGGUGGAGAAGAAUAAAUGAUUAAGCUGUUGUUUAAAACGAUAUCACGCCGGAGGCCAUGCUGUUGUUCUGAAUAUUAGCACAGCUUUCAUGUCACACUCCCUCUUGUGUCACAUCGCUUCAUUACAGGAGGGAUUAAAGGGAUCCCUCUCCAAUGAAGACUAGAUUAUCUCCAUGCUUAUUUUGGACAAUCUCCGCCUGUGUUGUGUUUCAGACGAUGCGUUCAUCAACCCUCAACUUGCCAAGGUCUUUGAACGUGUCAGACAGAGCGCCGACUUCAUGCCAAUCAAACAGAUGACAGUAAGAGUCUUUUUUUUUUUGUCUGAGUGCUCGAAAAAGUUAUGGCUUCUUUUAAAUAUAAUGUCAGCAACUUCUUCAGCUGUGCCAACACUCUUGUGAGUCAGGAGAUUAGUUUCUGGAGAUUGGAAAGUGAAAUGUUGUCUUUUUCUUUCCUUAUAAUGUAUUUCAGUUGCCUAACAAUUUUUUAAUCAUUUGCAAACUUUCAGAGUCUGUGUUUUUUGUCAACAUUUUGUAAAAUGCCUCAACUUUUCAGGACCUGGAGUUGUGUUAUGUUACAAUUAUCAACAUUUUUUAUUCACAUUAACUCCACUGUUGAGGAAAAAGUAAAUCACUCACUAAAUAUUGACUGUUCUUGAUCGAUAUAUCGAAUAUGAAAAGCUUCAAAAGGAUCGAUUCUUUGUGUCUGUCUGUAGAAAGCGUUGAACAGUGACCUUGGUCGAAACUGGAGAGACAAGCUGGAGUCGUUCGAGGAGCGCCCAUUCGCGGCGGCGUCCAUCGGCCAAGUUCACUUGGCCAGGAUGAAGGACGGCAGAGAGGUGGCCAUGAAAAUACAGGUAGAGUGCGAGCAUGUGUGUGUACACAGUACAUUCUCAUGUUAUCAUGUUAAACAGCUUGACAGCUCCGGGUUUGUACCUUCAAUUUUCCUCUUCCAAGAAAAAAAAAACUCUGUUUGCAAUCUUAAAAGUAGAAAAGAGGCGACCACUGCUUUGACUUUCAGCCUCUUGUGUGUCCUCCCACACCCACAGUUGAUUGAUUUAUAUUUAAAGUCAUGUUACCAUCUGUGUGUGUUUGUUUUCUGUCUCCAGUACCCCGGUGUAGCUCAGAGUAUCAACAGUGAUGUCAACAACCUGAUGACAGUGCUGAACAUGAGCAAUGCCUUGCCUGAAGGUAAAUACAUAAACUCUCUGUCAUGCAUGCAAAGAGAAGCGUGAGUUGUGUGUAUACUGCAAAUGCAACACGCACAAGGUGAGGAAUCUGACGUGUGCUUUUCAUCUGCUUUUGUAGCCGUGGCUCCUAAAAUAUUUCAUUGACUUGUAACGGCGUGUCUGACAUCCUCUCCUUUCUUGUUUUCUUUUUUUUUUCUGUAGGUUUGUUUCCAGAACAUCUGAUAGAUGUGAUGAGGAAAGAGCUGGCGCUAGAGUGCGAUUAUAUCAGAGAAGCCCAGUGUGCAAAGAAAUUCAGGUGAGUUGUGUGUUUGUUGAAACAGUGUAGACAGACAAAUAAAUCUGAAUUGACACAUACAAGCUUAAAACUUACUGUUCAAUCUUUAUUUUGAACCAUUCAUUCAUAGAUUUAUCGUAUUUUUAGUCUGAGGUGACUCCCUUUAUGGACUAACACCUCUAAAUGGAUUGUCUUUGUCUGACCCAGAGAGCUUCUGAAGGACCAUCCGUUCUUCUACGUCCCCGAGGUGAUCGACGAGCUGAGCAGCAGUCACGUUUUGACGACAGAGCUGGUCCCCGGGUUUCCCCUGGACCAGGCGGAGAGCCUCUCACAAGAGCUGAAGAAUGAGGUACAGCAGAUGAAAUAGACCUGAAAAGGAAUUUAGAGAUAUUCGGGUCAGAACCAGGCUAUGUUUUCAGAGUUGUUCGCUCCCUUUUCCUCCUUUAACCAUGUAUAACACACUUUGCAUGUUUGUUUCUCAGAUCUGUAUGAACAUCCUCAUGUUAUGCCUCAGGGAGCUGUUUGAGUUCAGGUACAUGCAAACAGACCCAAACUGGUCCAACUUCUUCUAUGACCCACAGACCCACAGGGUGAGUUUCUCUGCUGACAUCCACUAUAAAUAGAUAUUUAUGACUCUUAACAGGAAAACUAAACAGGAUAUAUCACUUUACUGGCUCUCUCUAGGUGGCGCUGUUGGACUUUGGGGCCACAAGAGGAUUUGAUCAGAGUUUCACAGACGUCUACAUAGAGGUAAGAGCAGCCUGUUAAACAUACUUUUUUAUUAUUAUUAUAAACUGUAAUGUAAGUUUUAUUCCAACUAAGCAUUCAUGCCCUGUUCGUGAUUGCAGAUCAUCCGCUCAGCUGCAGAGGGCGAUAGAGAGGGAGUUCUGAAGAAAUCUAUUGAGAUGAAAUUCCUGACUGGUUAUGAAUCGAAGGUAAAAUUACCUCUUUGUGUGUCUGUUACAAACCACAGCUGUAAAUGUGGUCUCUGUCUCACCGUAACUAGGAAAGAAGUUUCCACAGUGUUGAUGUGAUUUAGAAAUGGUCUCAUCUGAUUGUUUAUCCAUGAGAGUGCAGUCCAACUUCAUUAUUUACAAUACUUUUAGCACUGUCUGCAGUAGCACCAAACAGAGAAUUGGUAAUAAUGUACUUAAUAGCAGUGGUUCUCAACUGCUCUCACUCUGGGAUCCACAUUUUCCCACGGUCCUUAAGUUGCGACCCACUUUUUUAAAAUUCAAACCAAGUAAAUGUAUUUUUUAGAAAAAAAAAAAUCCCUUAAAAACUCAAAUCUUUAACAUUAAUACACCGUAUUUCAGAGCACAUGAACUGAGGAUGACUACUACUAAAGUUGCAUAUACAAAAAAUAUCAAAUUGCACAAAAUAAAGACCAUAAAAAAAAAAAAAGUAUCUUUACUGCAUUCAGGCCACAUUAAUAAGAACUCGAGGAGGACUACAAGAUAACGCAUGCCUUUCAAAAUAAGCUACAUUUCAAAAUAAAAGACGUCUAACAUCAGAUGCGCAUUAAAUAUUGACUUUUUUGACCAGCUGUUCGCGACCCAUCCAGAACGUAGCCGUGACCCACUCACCCACCAGUUGAGAACCACUGCUUUUAUAGCACAUAUAGAACACGGCAUUCUCAUUCCCACAUUAUUGACUGGUAUAUCAUUCCCCUGAACGAGCUCUGUGUUUUCUCCCUCUCUCUCAGGCGAUGAUUAAUGCCCAUGUAGAUGCUGUUAUGAUCCUCGGUGAGGCCUUCGCCUCCACAGACAUGUUUGAGUUCGGUUCCCAGUCCACCACCGAGAGAAUCCACAACCUCAUCCCCGUGAUGCUCAAACAUCGGCUAACCCCGCCUCCAGAGGAGACGUACUCGCUGCACCGCAAGAUGGGCGGCUCGUUCCUCAUCUGCUCCCGGCUGAACGCCAAACUGCGGUGUAAGGACAUGUUUCAGAAUGCUUACGAUAAGUACUGGGAAGGCCGCACGCCGCCGUCUAACUCGGCCUGAGUCUGCCGCCGUUUGUCAGGUGUUUUCAUUGACAGAACCUGGGGCCAACAGCAAAGUGCAAGUCAGCGGUGUGAAGACAUGAAACUCCAAGGCCGUGUCACCCAGCAUUAAAAGGUCAUGGAGCACCUUGUUUUGGGCAACCCUGCACGCACAUUGAGCUUUUGACAGACACUUUAUCCAUAUCGGCGAUCAUCAUAUCUUGUAGGAACGGGAGCAGCAGCAGCAGCACAGUAUCUGGAGUGCUUUAAGGCCAAAGUGAGGAAAGCACCGCGAUGAGGGAAACAAACAGAAGAGGUGUUUCAUGAAUGUAAAGAAGUUGGAAGUUUAUCUCUCCUCUUGUGUUUUUAACAGGGCUUUCGCAUUUGCUUGUCGUGUUUUGUAUUGUCGUGUUUUGUUGCGCCGUUGCUAAAUUGCACCAACAGCCCUGUUUGCAAGACAAAACACUACUUACCUAUUUCUCAACUCUCUGUUACAUGACGAUAACACCGCUACCAACAUGUCUGCUUCACAAAUAUUUGCUACUGUUGCCUUUUGGGUAAGUUUGAUACGAUUGUGUAGAUAUUAAUAAUAAUAAUAAUAAUAAGGCUAAAUGUAGCAGUUUCUAUUUUGACACAGACGCGAGUCGAGACGUCGCAAAGUAAUCAAGGUUUAUAAUAGAAAAGGGUUCUGCCUGAAGUUUUCAGCAUUCACACACACAAAGAAGUCGAACUUUUACUUGUUUGUGUACGCUCUAUUGUGUAUAAACCAUCCAGACUCUACAUACUGUUUGUAGCUUUUGGUCGGGAUGCUUUUUUAAACUCUCAAAUCUCCUUGAAUGACUGUUAAAAUGACAAUCAAAAUCACCUGUGUUAUGUUUCCACUGUGGGUAAUUAUGGUCUACAGAUGGUUUGUCUCAAAGACCUGAUUUAAGUAACUCCCUCAGAAAUAAUCCUGAUGCAACUUUCUUUUUCACAAACCAAAGCAUGAUUUCCUCUGCACAACCGAAUCAAGAAAUAAGACUCUAUAGAUCUGUGUUACUCACUGUCAGCAGAUGAGGACCCGUGUCGGCACGGUCUGAAUGUUAAUCAGCUACAGAUGUGGAAAAAGCUCAUCCUGAUAUUGCACAUGCUCUACUAAACUGGCCCACCUUUUUUUCCCUUUCCACUUGUCGGCAAUCGCUGCACGCCUCCUCGGGUGUGAAAUCCUUCAUCACCUGGCUGGUGCGCACCUGUGAAAGUUCUCUCUGCUCUGCUGUGUGAAUACAAACUAUACUGGUGUCUGGUGUGAAGCUGAAAAACAGAAAAUUUGAUAAAAAAUUUAAAAAGAGGUGCCUGUAGUUACCAGCGGGAGAUUUUUAGCUAGAGAUGUUACCUAUAUUUCAUAUCAAGACUUGGUGAAAAGAUGGUUUAAAUUUUCUAUCUGAGAGGCAUUCUUUGCUGAUGUUGUGAAGAAGAUAUUGUUUUAAAGGAAAGUAAAUGUCUGAUCUAUACUUGU
This is a messenger RNA of Xyrichtys novacula (pearly razorfish), 20410 nucleotides long. NCBI's taxonomy places the organism in Eukaryota, Metazoa, Chordata, Actinopteri, Labriformes, Labridae. The record is from the annotation of a GenBank genome assembly.